GCAGUACAGUCCCAACAAAGGCUCAAAGGAUAUACUCUUUCUCCAAAUUCUCUGUCCUUUUGACAUUCCUUUAUCUCGAGAUUCUUACCUAUCGAGUUCCAAAAAUUUUGUUUUCUAUUUUUGUUUUGUUUUGUUUUGUGUUGUUUUCUUUCACCUUGAUCCUUUUUUUUGGGUAAGUAACCUUGAUCUUCCUUGGCAGUUUGAUUUGUGUUAGUAAGAUUUUGAUUAUAAAUUAGUGCAAUAUAUGGCUUCUCUGCAAACUUCUUUCUGUUGUGUAAUUAAGCCGACAUCUCUGACGCGUGCUCGGCCAUCCCUGGAAUUCAGAGCUCAGAGCUGUAGAGAUGAAGGGAGAUCAAGUAAUAUUGUUGAUGCAAAUUUGAGAGUUCUAAAGGAAAGGAUAGAGGAGGUGAGGAUGAAAGAGAGAUUGGAAAGGUGUUGCACAAGUGAAAAUGGAUGGAAUUAUGCACCUUGCUAUGAGUCCAAGACCAAAAGUUCCUCAGAGUCAUCUCAUUUUUUUGAACUUUUUGGCUUGUUCACUGUGAAUUUUGGCCUCACCAUUGUCACUGCUACUCUUUGCCUUUGUCUUGUUUCCCUCUUAGUUCAUACAAUUCAAUGAACAAAACCAUAGAUGGUCAUUUCUCUCUCAAAUAAUCUUAAGCUAUAUUU
Molecule: messenger RNA, 666 nt
Organism: Camellia sinensis
Lineage: Eukaryota; Viridiplantae; Streptophyta; Magnoliopsida; Ericales; Theaceae
Source: RefSeq, a predicted model, not a curated record